AUGAUUCCACCAUGCGACCCCUCCAUUCUCGAACACAACCCUCAAUUCAAACGCCUAUAUGAGAAUCUUACGACCUCUUUUCUGAACCCAGAUGCCUCCACCCGUGCUCAAGCGACAAACCUAGCCCGUACAGCUGUGGAAGACCUGAAGAGAUGUCAGACCCAAAACGCGAAGAAACGCAUCAAGGAGCAAAUGCUCAGCCAAUUGGCCUUCGCCCCAGACACCAACCUACCGGCGGAGCACCACGAUAACCUCGCAAUAAUAUCCCUCUACCUCUCAACACCCCCAGGAACACUCAAUGCAGACCAAGAGCCCAACGAAACACUAUCCCUCCUAGGCCCAGACAUCCAAACAUUCACCGCAAACAUCCCAUCUCUAAUCCAGCCCCUCUCCACCCUUCUCAACAAAUCCAUCCAAGACCUACGCGCUCUAUCGGCCAAAGACACAGCCGCAGAACCCGAACGCCCAAGCCACAAUGCUCGCGCUCGAGCUCGCGACCGCCGAGUCCGCACCUCCAUGGCUCCAGUCCCACCCCUCGCAGACGAGCUGAGUGCGCGCGUCCGCGCUCUGCGCCAGAUCCAGCUCGCCGAGCUACCAGCCGCACGACGGAAACUGGCGGCCACGGCGGCGCAGGUGGUUGCUUUGCGCGCGGGCGUUCUUGAACGGUCUGUUGUUAUCCUCGAGAGGGCGAAGUAUGGGGCUCUUGCGCGUGCGACCAGGGCGAAGGCGGAGCAUUUGGCUAUUGUUGCGCAGGGCGUCGAGGGAAAAUUGGAGGUUACGAAACUGGAGAUUGCCGCGACGCUAUAUUCGCCUGAAACUAUUGCUGCUCUGACUAGAUAUCAGGUGCAUUUGAGGAAAACUAGGGAACGGUUGGAGGAGCAGAGGAUGAGGACUGUUGAGGAGUUGAAAGCCUUGGGGGACCCUGAGGUGUCUGAUGCUGGCAUGGAAACGAACGAAGAGGGGUUUGAUGAUAUCAAGAGCCGGUAUGGUGGCUUGAUCAAAGAGGUGGAGUUGUUGAAGGUGGAAAUUGCUCGUUUGGGGGCAUGA
Molecule: messenger RNA, 1047 nt
Organism: Penicillium soppii
Lineage: Eukaryota; Fungi; Ascomycota; Eurotiomycetes; Eurotiales; Aspergillaceae
Exons: 4
Coding region: 1-1047 (348 amino acids)
Source: RefSeq, a predicted model, not a curated record